This is a messenger RNA of Halichondria panicea, 1722 nucleotides long. RefSeq names its product cilia- and flagella-associated protein 53-like. Bases 80 to 1621 code for a protein of 513 amino acids. The transcript has 12 exons. The record is from RefSeq and is a predicted model, not a curated record. Lineage: Eukaryota; Metazoa; Porifera; Demospongiae; Suberitida; Halichondriidae.
UGCCAUAGCAACGAGUUGUAUCUCCGGAGAGCUAGCCCGGAUAAACAGUUUCUGUAGCUGUGUGUGUGUAAUCGUUAGGAUGGAGCUGAGUGCAGUCAGAAUACGCAGAAGCAGAGAGGUCACAGGCCAUACUCCACAUUCUGUGGCUAUUCAUGCAAAGCCAUCAAUGGGCCGUCCAAGGGACCACCUGAUUCUGGAGAGACGGAGGCAGGAUGAGCUACGAGAGGAGGUCAACACCAUCAUCAAAUACAGCAAGCAGUUCGAUCUGAAGACAAAAUGGGUAGAGACUACUGAUAAGAAGAUUCAGAAGAAUACCAUUCAGCGUCGCAUGGAGAGCCUCCUCAAACAGCAGCAGUUCAGUCUAGAAGAGAGGAGAGAUCAACUGAGGUCGUUACUGAAGACAGAGGAGGAACAGUAUCUGAUUGAAAUGGCAGGAAGACAGGAGACACCUCUUGAGAAACAGGCUAAAAUGAGGGAGAGGGCACGCAGUCUCAAAGAGAAGAGAGAGGCUGAGAGACUGGCACUCGUCGAGCGAAAGCUAGAACAGAGAUGGAGGGGCCAGUGUGAGGAGUUGCGCAGCAUUCAGAGUAAGCAUCACCAGGAUGGGGUAUGUGAGGAAAGGGCAGAGCAACUCAGACUCAAUGCAGAGAAGAAGAGAAUAAAAGAACAAGAGGAGCAGUUCUAUGCUGGCUUGUGGGAGAAGGAUCGUUUGGCCAAGUGUGCUAGAGAGGAGAUGGAUGGUGUUCUACAGAUAGAGAGGAACAAGGAAAUGAUCAAGGCGUUGACAUUGCAAACAGCUUCCAAGAAUGAGCAGCUUCAGGAUCAAAAGAGGCUCAAGGAGCAAGAAGCUGAUCUACUGCGUGAAGAUGCUGCUAUAAGAGCAAUGGAAGAGCAGCAAAUGAAGGAAGAAAAAAGGAGGACCCAGGCCCGAAGGAAAAUGGACAUUGAUUACUCAUUGAAGCUUAAACUGAAGAAGCAGGCUAAGGAAGCCCAAGAGGAGCUUGCCAUGGAUAUGAGGCUCCUGGAGCAAGUGCUGACUGAGAGUAGCAAUGAAGCUAUGCACCACUUAAACAAAAAGAACCAGCUGCGUGAUGAGGUGAAGUGUUAUCGUGACUACCUGGCUUCUCAGGCUGAGGAGGAAAAAAAUAAGGAGAAGGAAUUGGAUGCCCUGCUCAAUGAGGAGGUCCAGAAACAGUGGGCCAAGAGGGUGAACCAGUGGAGGAUGGAAAGAGAGGCUAGAAAGAAACUCUUACAGAAUGUGCUUGAAACAAGGAAGAAACAGAUACAAGAGAAAUUGGCCAAGAUCCAGGAAGAGAAACUAGUGGAAGAGAAAGAGAGAGAGCAGUUGCUAAUCAACUUUGAGAAACACAGGCAGUUGGAACAAAAGCAAAAAGAGGAAAACAUGUUGGUCAAGUUGGAUUAUCAGAGACAUCUCCAACAGCAAAUGGGCUACACUCGGGCUGUGAAGAAGCUAGAGGAAGAGCAGACACAGAGGGAGAUAACCAUUGGCAGGGAAGAGGAGCUGCUCUACAAACGGAGAGUACAAAAUGCUCUAGCAAGGCCAGACCCUGACAAAACUCACCCCAAGAGAUUCUUACUUACUGGACAGCAACUAUUCUAGAUAGAAACUUUUACUGCAUCACAAAUGGCAUUUAAAUUGAAUGACUGUAUAUGAUUGUAGAAAUGUAAUUAAAUACUGUUCAUGACAUUAUGACAAAUUGA